AUGAUCGAGAUAACACUCCACAAGAGAUCAUCGAUUAUUGAAAAAUUACCCGACAACAAUCUUAUGUUCAGACCGGAGCUCAGGUUCUGGUAUGAUAGAUUCACCUCCGGCCACCUGAAUAACCACGACGACGACAGGUACGACGGUAGAUCCAUCAACGUCCAUCGUGAAGAUGACAUCACCAGUUCUUGUUCCCUUCCUACUGCUUUCUUUUUGUUUUCUGAAUUUAGGCUCUUUGGUUUAUACAAUCGAUCUUCUGGCUUCUGA
Microthlaspi erraticum is the source of this 267-nucleotide messenger RNA. The record is from the annotation of a GenBank genome assembly. Lineage: Eukaryota; Viridiplantae; Streptophyta; Magnoliopsida; Brassicales; Brassicaceae.